UCCGGCGAGGCACUCUCACGAGGCAGAUCAGGGAAAUUUUCUCCGCUCCUGGCUGGGGACUGGGGGGGCAGUUUCGGCGAAUUUCUGCCCCCCAAAAAAGGUCUGAGAGGACAGUUCAGACCAGUGGUGACCAGAGCAGCGCAAAACGAGGGGUUCUUGAAUUCCCGGCACUGAAAAGUGGAAGGGAGAAGAAGACCCCCCCAGCGCAUGUAAGAAGGGCCGCCUCAGCCAAGUGACGCCGCGACGAUCUGGUGAGUGGUGCCGAACUCUCCGUUUCUAAAGCCGCGCUUAGCUGGCCCCCAAAUAAGGCUAUAACUACCAAUAAACACAAACAAGAGACUCAAUUAAGAAGCGGAAAUACAUUAUAAGAGAACAAAGGGGGCCAGAGAUAAGUUUGAAGUAAGAGAAAACGGCGGCUGAAAAAAGAUUUAAAACAUACCGGAGCUCCGUGUUUACUCGAUGGGCUGGAAUGCAGGAAGAUCUUCAUAUCGGUAAAUACACACUCUUUAUAACGCUGUGAGCAGAAGUCCAAAACCGGGAGGAUAAAGUAAGCGACUGCCUGGGGAGAGUAUUAAGCGAAGGAGGGGAUUUAAACCCCCAACGCUUAAAGAGAACUGUGUUGAAAGAACUGCUUUUUAAAACCCAGGCAGAGAAACUAAUAGUUAAAUAUAUACAAAGCAAAGGAACUGUGAGAUCGCAAGGGAGGCUGAAAUAUAUGCUGAAAUGCACGCGUACCAUAGCAAAAAGCAGUAAACAAGAGCGGGGAAGGCGGGGGGAGAGAGAAAGAGCGAGGAGGCUCUCGAAAUAAAAUCAAAACAAGAGCUAAAUAGAAAAGCGAGAGGAGGAGAAAGAGGACGGGAUCGAUGAGGGGAGAAAUCAGGAAUACGAGGGAGAGCGCAGGAGAUCGCCGAGAAAAUAAAUAAAUAAAGGAUUAAUGGCGACGAAAGAGAGUUAAAAAACGCUGAGUUCACUUCCGCCUUCUUCUUGCUCAGAGGAACGAUAGAGUCUAUACAUAUUGCAGACCUGGAAGGAAACCACAGUGACAUCUAACGUACGCAAUAGGAAUCUCACAGAAACUUGGAGAAACGCUCUCAUAGCGACACCCAGUGGAGGGACAAGGGAAUUGAAUGAGUUAUUAAAUGAACUGAAUGUAGUGAAUCUAAUGUAUUGAAUGUAUCUCUCUUUUUUUCUUUUUACAUAUAGUGGAAUGGAAAGGAUGAACUAAGAGUGUAAUUACCCCUAAACUCCCAGGAAUCAAGGUGUAUAAGUAAAGAGGAAGAACCAUGACAUCAACUAAAAAAGGACAAUCUCAAAUGAUGAUCCCAGCGGCUCUGCCGAGAAGACAAUCCGCUCCGGAAAUGGACCAUAAUGCAGAUAUCAGAGAACUGAUAAUAAAUAUGAACAAAACAUUGAAUGAUAAGCUGGACAAUAUGGGACUCAAAAUAGAACAGAAUUCCAAAUUGAUAGAACAAAAUUCGAAAAUAAUUACGGACUUAUCAGGACAGAUAAAGGAUUUAACAAUCAAAAACAUGGAGACUGAAAAAUCAGUGGCGGAAGUAAAUACAAAAGUGAUGAAACAAGAGGAGAUGAUGAAAGAUAUUACAAAGAAAAUCCAGCAAGAGAACAGAGAUUUAAAGAAAUACCAAGAUACCACUAAUGUGGGAAUGAGUCAACUGAAGCAGGCCCAGGAAGAUAUCCUGGACCAAAUUGCGAUUUUGGAAAUGUAUCAGAGGGAGUUAAUUUUGAGAUUUAGGGGCGUUCCGGAGGUGCAGGGAGAGGAUAUUAUGAGUAAAUUGAUAAAAGAAUUAGCGGAAUGGCUGGGAGUAAGAGAAGAAGAGUUGAUAAUGGAUGUGGAUAAAAUAUUUAGAGUAAGACCGGAGGGGAAAAAACAAUACAGAGGUCCAGGAGAUUGUCUGGUGUAUCUGAAUUCCAGAUUGUUAAAGGAUAAGAUAUUGCAAAAACGGAGAUUGAGAAUAGAUGGCAACAAUGUAAUCAUAUAUAAAGAAAUUCCAAAGCGCAUUUUGAAAAAGAGGGAAAAAUAUAAGGUUCUAACAGACGCGCUGAAACUGAAAGGUAUUAGAUUCAAAUGGCUAGUCCCGGAAGGUCUGUCCUUCACCAUUAAAGACACAAGGAAGGUUAUCAGAUCAGUAGAUGUGAUGGAGAAGGUUAGAAGAACAUAUAGAAAGGAACUGGGGGAAGAGGGGGAUUCGGAAAGAGAGGAAGAGGAAGGAGUAGGAGAGGAGGAGGCAGAGAGAUUGGGGGUGACAACGUAAAACGAACACAAUAACGAAGAACCAUUUUAUAAGUGACUUUGCUUUCUUUUGGUUUAGAAUUUCUGUUGGUGAUUCUGUAAGGUAUUCAAAUAAAGUGAUUAAAUAUCUUCGAUUGUAGUGAAUAUAAGAAAUGGAGCUUAGGAUAAUAUCCUGGAACGUAAAUGGCCUAAAUGAUAAGAAAAAGAGAAACAAAAUAGAACAUAUAUUAAAAAAGGGAAAA
This is a messenger RNA of Zootoca vivipara (common lizard), 2493 nucleotides long. RefSeq lists its product as uncharacterized. The record is from RefSeq and is a predicted model, not a curated record. NCBI's taxonomy places the organism in Eukaryota, Metazoa, Chordata, Lepidosauria, Squamata, Lacertidae.